CGUGGAUAGGAGGGUGCGAGCUGUCUGAGUCCGUAUUUUGGACGGAACGAUAAGUAGCAACGGACGGGAAGCAGAGUCAAUCUGAUGUAGGAAACAUGGCAGGAAUGUUUAAGAAUGUUACAGAUAUAUUCAACGACUACGCGCUGUUUUAGCUGCCCAGAGUUAGCUCAGUUAGCUUAGUUAGCCUAGUUAGCUAGUGAAGGUUAUUGGUAUUUCAGGUUGCGCUUCCUCCACGAGUUCAGGUCGAAUCUCCUUCUCUCCUGUUUACCUGAAGUGUGGAAUAUGUGUGAGGAUGAGCCAGAGAGACACACUGGUUCAUCUGUUUGCUGGAGGAUGUGGAGGUACGGUGGGAGCCAUUCUGACGUGUCCUUUGGAGGUGGUGAAGACCAGGCUGCAGUCCUCCUCCAUAACGUUCUACAUCUCCAGCGUUCACCUCAGCGCAGUGAACGGAGCCAGCGUGACCCGCGUGGCCGCGCCCGGACCCCUGCACUGCCUCAAGUUAAUUCUGGAGAAAGAAGGCCCCCGCUCUUUGUUUCGCGGUCUGGGCCCCAAUCUAGUAGGCGUGGCCCCCUCAAGGGCGAUUUACUUCGCGGCGUACUCCACCAGUAAGGAGCGAAUGAACCGGCUGCUGGAGCCCGACUCCACCUGGGUGCACAUGGUGUCUGCUGGCAUGGCAGGAUUUACGGCCAUCACGGCAACAAAUCCGAUCUGGCUGAUCAAGACCCGUCUUCAACUGGACGCCAGAAACCGCGGCGAGCGGCGCAUGAGCGCUCUGGAGUGUAUCCGGCGCGUGUACCAGACGGACGGCCUGCGAGGGUUUUACCGCGGCAUGUCCGCGUCCUACGCCGGGAUCUCGGAGACGGUGAUCCACUUCGUGAUCUACGAGAGCAUCAAACGCCGCGUGCUGGAGACCAGAGCCGCCGCACGCAUGGACCAAGACGGCGACACGACGCGAGACGCGUCGGACUUCGUGUGCAUGAUGCUGGCAGCCGCGACCUCCAAAACCUGCGCCACCUGUAUAGCGUACCCCCACGAGGUGAUUCGGACCCGGCUGAGGGAGGAAGGCACCAAGUACCGCUCGUUCCUGCAGACGGUCAGCAUGGUGGUCAGGGAGGAGGGGUGUAAAGCGCUGUACCGCGGCCUCACCACCCACCUGGUGCGGCAGAUCCCCAACACGGCCAUCAUGAUGGCCACCUACGAGCUCGCCGUCUACCUGCUCGAGCGCUGACGUGUGAACUCCGUGCCCGGGGACUCUCGGGAACUCUCGGGAGAGCUGCCGCUCCUCGUGUGGUUUACGUCCAGAGACUCGUACGUGCACGCGUGCAAACCUGAACUGAGAGGAGAGGAAAGAGACGCGGCGGACUGGAAACCGACCGAGGAGCGUGCGUGUGGAAGAGAAUCGUUGGUUUCCCCAAAAACAGGAUUCUUUUGUAUUUUUGUAUCAUGAUUCUCCUCCUUAUUUCUCUGUGCCUUGUAUAAAUGCUUCCUGACGUGGAUUUGUAGGAUUUAAUAUUCUAGCAGACGCCUAAAUACAGAAGGAAGUCGUAUUUACUCACCCUAAACCUUGUUUUGCAACCAAAAAAAUCACCACAGUGAAUAUUUUGGUGCCCCGAGGUGGCAUGAUGGAGGAGUUUGUACUGUGUGUGUACAAGGUGAGACCGUGAGAGCGCAUUAAAAGCGUAGGCGUACGGAAGGGUGUUUUGAUAGGGUGUGUACGUGUAUAUAUUUGUAUGUUUUUUAGAGGGGCGCUUGAUUAAAUGUGAACACUGACUUCCGUUUUAAAGGAUUCCGCCAGCGUUUUUCAACCCGAUCUCAAUCCGCCGCCUCGAAUGCUCCAUGUGUGUGAUGGCCACGGAUGUAAACCAUGACAUCGUAAAAUCUAUAAUGUUUUUCGCACAGAGGUUUGAAGUGGGCGUGGUAAUGCUGGGAAAGGGAGACUUAUGACAGACCUGGCUCACCAUUAAGGUGUGAUUUAGUGUCUAAGCUAUGGCUGUUUAGCCAGUUUUGCCAGCAUUUUCAAUGCACUUUAACUUUUCUUUACAUUAGGACAAUCUACCUUGUGUGCCAACAGUAAAAAGCACAAAAUAAGCAUAAAACAAUCCAGCGGAAAAAUCUCAUAUCUAGCAUUUACAUUUUCGGCAUUUAGCAGACGCUUUUAUCCAAAGCGACGUACACUAUUGUAACAGUAUAUUGUCUAAGCAAUUGAGGGUCCUUGCUCAAGGGCCCAACAGUGGCAACUUGGCAGUGGUGGGGCUUGAACCAGUAACCCUUGGAUUACUAGUGCAGUACCUUAACCACUAGGCUACAACUGUCCUAUUCUAGCAAUGCUCAUAGUUCCAGUUUAAACUGGACAGCCACUUUAUCAGCUUGGAGAUAGAACUCGGCCAGAAAAGAGUCUAUCGAGGGCGUUCGGGCGGCACGGCGGUAAAACCACCUCAGCUUUGAAUCUCGGCUCUGCUAUCAGCCGGCCGGGCGCCUUCGCCUACACAGACAGACGAUUGGCUAAAACGGGGCUUCUUGCUGACCGCUUGAGGCAUCUGCACAGUGAAAUACGGGUGGAAAAAGCUUCGGUCCUCUGUACUUGUAACUCAAAUUGGCCAUGACUGGACUGGUUAAUAAUACUGGAUUUGGUAUGGAAUCAAUAAUCCUAUAUUAGUGUGUCUCAAAUGUAUGCCCCCCACAAAUGCCAUCCAUGAAGGCUUGGAUGUUUCUCCAAGCUCCAGGUUCUCAGUACGGGACACCGUGUGAAAGCCGUCGUUUGUAUUAAUUGCACUUUCUCGACAGAUGCAGUGGAUUGAGGUUAGGUUGAAAAUAAACGCGCUGGUCCUUACAGUAGCACGUGAAUGUACGAGAAAAUGUGACGGACGACGGAGUUGUUGAAUGUCGGUUCACAGUUGUUUGGAUUUCAGAUUUUGGAGCAGUAUAUGCACGUGUACGUAUUUCUACGUGUUUCAGAGUGGGUAUAUGUAUCGCUGAUGAAACAGGAAUCAGGUGUCAUGAUGGCGCAAAAUUAAGUGUCUACGUUUAUUACAAAUCAGCCAAAACUCGUUGAGGCUGACGGAGCUUAUAGCUGUCAGUUUAUCAUUUCUGUUUAUCCCUGGCUUGUAUUAUUACUGUAUCUGAAUCUGAUCUGUAUUGUAGUCUAACGCCGCCACCAGCCAAUCGUCUUCAGCGCAUCGAGUCACAUGAUACUUGCUACGCUUCUACAAACUAAAGGUGCGCUUGAACUGUUCUUCCUAUGUUACACAGAGCACCCUGUCCUAAAAUCAUUUGUCCAUACAGCCACUAACUCCAGUACUGACCCUGAAGUUCUGAUACACUACUGUAUAUGGCCAGAAGUAUUCGGACACCUGACCAUGAGCUUGUGGUAUUGGUAAUGGUAUUAAAACCCAGCGAGCUCUGUGGGAUCUUUUUAGCUGGAACAUCAGCCGCUCUUCUGAGAAGACUGCUCAAAAGACUUUGAAGUAUGUCUAUAGGAAUUUGUGCCCAUUUAGUCAAGAGUGCUUGUAAUGCUGGGCACUGAUGAUGGUCAAGGAAGUUCAUUCCAAAGCUGUUUUCAAUCAACUGCUCGUCUUCCUGGUAGCUCUUAGAUUCUAUAUUUAUCAGCUACAUUAACUUUAUACCUUCAGUGCCAAACUAAAGCAAAACUUUUGACACCAAAUGUUAUGGCUGGUUUACUACCAUUCUUUCAGAAAAUCCUACAUAUAUUUAUGGCUGUUUUAAAUAUUCAGAUAAAGGUGACACUGAUUUCAUACUGAAGUCUAUCAAAGACAAAAAAAAAACAUUUAGUUGCUACAAGGCAAAAAAAAUGUGUUUAUUUAAGUGUUUGUUCCUUUUUCUGUCCUGACGUGUCUUUAAAUGAUCCAGUGUUCUGGAUACAGUAUUGUGCUCACUUGUACAUCAAUGACCAGGUCUGUUUAUUAUUUAAUGGCUGACGGAAACUCAAUAAAGAAACACAAGCAUCA
Molecule: messenger RNA, 3965 nt
Organism: Trichomycterus rosablanca
Lineage: Eukaryota; Metazoa; Chordata; Actinopteri; Siluriformes; Trichomycteridae
Product: solute carrier family 25 member 36-A-like
Exons: 7
Coding region: 293-1228 (311 amino acids)
Biological process (GO): pyrimidine nucleotide import into mitochondrion
Cellular component (GO): mitochondrion
Molecular function (GO): pyrimidine nucleotide transmembrane transporter activity
Source: RefSeq, a predicted model, not a curated record